This is a messenger RNA of Athene cunicularia (burrowing owl), 2362 nucleotides long. RefSeq names its product URI1, prefoldin like chaperone (gene URI1). The record is from RefSeq and is a predicted model, not a curated record. Bases 575 to 1735 code for a protein of 386 amino acids. Lineage: Eukaryota; Metazoa; Chordata; Aves; Strigiformes; Strigidae. The transcript is spliced from 8 exons. Gene Ontology annotation, molecular function: phosphatase inhibitor activity; transcription corepressor activity; chromatin binding. Gene Ontology annotation, biological process: negative regulation of phosphatase activity; negative regulation of transcription by RNA polymerase II.
CAGAUUAGUUAAUGCUUGUACAGCGUUUUAAACUAAACUGCCGUGUGUAACUGCUCGGUGUCUUUACCUAACGGAGCAAACCAGCGCGCUCCUGUCCGGAAGGCAGCGUCGCGAGCUGAUGCUUCAGAAGCAGCGUAACCUAGAUGGCUGUUGAACAAUAUUUAGAUAUACAGGCAAUGACUGAGACACUCGUGGUGUUUAAGAAACAGCUGAGCAUCACAUUUACUAUGAAUGUAAAAUAAAAGCCUGAGGAAAAUUGGUCUCAAGCUAGACGUUUAUGUAUAUUGAGACUACCUUCAAGAGCUGAGAGCACAGAUGGGAGCAUUUUGUAUGAAAACUAUUGCCACCUCUCUUUGAUUUGGACUUUUGAGGGUGUGUUAUACGCCGAAAAAAGCUGUGGACGAUGUUGAUAGGAAUUAACUGAAGAAUAAAAGCUGUGUGCGAGAGCUGAUCGCUGCUGUGUCCGGUGGAGGAUGAGGCGGUUCUGUGAGGGGAGCAGGACCCUGACUGCACAUGGAAGGAGCUGUGUCCUCUGAAGGAUGUAAGGAAAGCACUGGAUGAUUUGCAAAAAGUCAUGAAGAAUUUUGAAUCACGAGUUGAAUUCACAGAAGAUUUGCAGAAAAUGAGUGAUGCUGCAGGUGAUUUUGUUGACAUAAGAGAAGAAAUUGAAGAUUAUAGCCUUGAAACAAAAGGAAAAUACCGAACUGCUCACAAACCUCAUUCGAAGCCAAAAGUAUCAAACGUUUUUGAGGUAGAUUUUCCAGCAAAUGGAAGUGAUACAAAAUCAAUGGGCCGUUUUCAGUCAGAGGAGGAACUGUGGGCCCGCUUAGAAGAGCUCGAGAGACAAGAAGAGAUACUUGGUGAACUUGACAGGAUGCCUGAUACAGUUGAGACAAAUGGAGAAGAUACAACCUCCUCUGAAGAGGAGAAAGAAGAUAAGAGGGCAGAACUGAAUGGGACAUAUAGAGCCGAAGACUGUAUUACUCAGGGCAACUUCCAUAAAGAAGUAACGAAUUCAGACUUGUUCGGUGGCCAAGUUAAUGGCUCUACUUACUAUCAGAGUGAUGAGGAAGAUGACAUAGAUGUUGAUGAUAACUCUGUUCCAACUAUUUUUUUCUCUCACACUGUUGAACCUAAAAGGGUAAGAAUAAACACAGGAAAAAAUACUACUUUGAAAUUCAGUGAAAAGAAAGAAGAGGCCAAGCGUAAAAGGAAGAACAGCAAUGGCAAUGGCCACGCAACUCCAGAACUACCUAACAUCAAAACCCCAGCAGACAUUUACCGAGUCUUUGUUGAUGUUGUGAAUGGAGAAUAUGUCCCUCGUAAAUCAAUUUUGAAGUCUCGAAGCAGAGAGAACAGUGUUUGUAGCGAUACCAGUGAGAACAGUGCUGCUGAGUUUGAUGACAGACGAGGAGUUCAGAGAAGUAUUAGCUGUGAUGAAGCAACUCAGAGUGACAACAGCGAAGGCAUACUGGAGGAAGAGGAGGAGGAGGAGGGGCAGCAGCAGCUACCGAAAAAGCUUCCCCCCUCUUCAGGGACAACUGAGGCAUUUUCCGGGACUGUUAUAGAAAAGGAGCCUUUGUCUCCCUCCCUAAUACCACACCCAGUCAUUGCUCACCCAGUCCUGCCUACCAUUCUGGAGCGAAAAUCAGAGGAAGUUUUGUCUGAACCAUCAGAAGAAACUACAAAGAGGAUUUCAAAAUUCAAAGCUGCCAGAAUGCAACAGACUAACUAGGUCCUGCCUAGCCAGCUGAAGUUGGAGUACUCAUGCCUAGUUUCACAUUUGUUGAGAUUAUGUAAGACUGUAUGCGUUACACCUAGCUAGUUAAAAGGGUGUCCUAUGUUAAUUUGGCAUCGCUUAUCUUUUAAACGUUUACUGGCAACAUUAAAACAAAAAAGUUCAGUGUUUGAACACUUGAGUAUUCAUCUUAUUUUGUCUAUUUCCCUGUGUGCUGUCAGCACCUUUGUAUAUGUUUGCCUUACCGAUAGCAGCACUUGGGUUCUUUUUCAAAAACUGUUCCUUACAUACAUUGUUUUUGUGUUUAAACCUAAAUACAGGCAGUUCUGUGCCAGCUGUGAUGUUCUACAUACCAUAUGGACCAUUUUAAGGAAACUUUUCACAUUUCAAAUAGAUUCACCAAUUAUACUGCAUUACUUGCUUCAGCAUUUUAAGACACACUUGUAUUCACAUUGCUGUAGGUUUUGCAACUAGGUGUCUGCUCAAGUUUUUUUCCUUCUUUCAAACCUCUCUGAUAUCUCACUGUACAGAUCUAUAAAACGCUGGGUUCAUGUACAUUGCAGGGAAGUUUCUUUGAUGGAAAAGGGUAUUUUGUAAAAUUAAAUUUUCAGUAAAACUGUGAAA